UUUGAAAAAUCUAUGUAAACCUGACAAGUUCUAGUAAAAUUGUUUCACUAUUUUGAACGAGAAAAUGAGAUAUACUUCUUCAUCUGGUCUAUUGAUACCGGUUUAUUUGGUCGUCAUCGUGCUUUCCGAAUUCUUCGUCUGUCAAGAUAUCUGCGAAGACCCUGGAUUAGCGACAUAUGAAAAUGUGACUUCGGAAAACGGUUCAUACAAAUAUUCUUAUCAUUAUUACUACUCUCAAAUAAUACGUCACGAUCAGCCGUAUCCAGUUGUUAGUGACAGUUUUAAAAAAUUUAGUACCGAUCAGAAUGUUACGUCGAAAUUUUCGUUUAAAUAUUACGGUAGUAACGUCACUAGCUUUAAGAUUUUUCAGGAUGGUAAGUUAAUUGUUUUCUUUCAAUUAAAAUUGUUAUUGAGUUUUGUUCAUCACAAUUCAUUCCAUGAAUCAAGUUUGCUAUAACUUCUUCAAUGAAUCAGUUUGAUGCUUAUUCUCACAUUCAAAACGUUUCUUACGUGUUGAACUUAUCAAACGUUCGAUGUCUUACAGCAAACUAAUUACAGUUCAUGAAAUUCAUUUUUGUCUCCAAUUCAUUUCAAAAUAUUUCACUCAUUCACUAUAGAAUUUCAAUUAGAUUGUAUGUUUUCAUUAAAUAUAGGCAAAAUAAAAAUAUUCGGAGAAAGACAAAUCGGAUCGAUAUAUCAUAUUGUUUACGGCAAUUUUUUUCCUGAAUAUGAUAUGGUAGUUAACAGUGAGUUUUUCUAUUAUCCAACAAUAUUUUCUUUUGCUUGUUCACACACACUUGUUGUGCAUAAAUGGUUCAGUAUUUAGCUUGAUUAUUGCCUGAAAGCUAACCAUUUCACAGUGAUUAUAUUGUUUCUGUGAUUUGAUACCACAACAUGUGUUCACAGCACGUAUUCAUUACUGUCAAGUUAAAAUAUCAAAUAAACACAUGGAUUCACUACAGAAUAUACACAAAUCGAUUCAGUAGAAAUUAUAAACCAAAUGAUGUGGUUGCUGAGUGAAAAUGAACUGUUAUCCAGUCUAUAUAAGUAACAAUUGGAAAGAUGUCUCACCGAUGUGAUACCUCUUUCUAGAUUAAAUGAAUCAAAUUGAUCGCAUGUGUAACACUAAGCAAUGUUGUUCAACAGGUCAGUUUGAGUCAUUAACUUUAUGAACUGUCAAAUUAUACUUGACGUCUUCCAACUCUUUUCUGACAUUUAGUUGAUUCAUGAAAGUUAAAUAUCUCUUAGUCGCUAUCUGUGGACCAUUGGAUGUUUAACAUUAUUUAGAUUAUCCUGUUUAUAAAAUAAUGACAUUAAAACCCACGCCCUUCAUUACACAAUUAAUCAACUAAUGAUGAUUGAUCAUUUAAAUGUACCAGUUCACUUAAAUCUCGGAAGGAUGGAAGGAUGGUGAUAACUUGUCUGCCAAUACAUUUUUUGUUAGAAUGUAUAUUUAUUAAAAGAGGUAGAUAUUCAUUAUGCAGAUAUACAAAUGUCUUUUUGAUUUUCAUUUCUUUCAGAUGAUUUCAUUGCUGUCAAAUGGCAUUUCCAGACAUCGGUUGACGAUACAAGUAAGCGAACAUUGAUUGAUCAUUUGAUAUCAUAUGAAAUCUUAACACUUAAAACUACUCAUUGUGUUUGCUCAAACCUGCCUGUUCAGUUUGUGUAAUUCAAUUUUUCCCAAUGACUGACGGAAGUAGGAAUACAUAACGCUUUUGCAAAAUGAAGGUGGACUUGUACAUGGAAUCCAUUGAUCAAUUAAUCACAAUGAUUACGACUUGAAGAACAGUUAACAUAGACUGAAAGAGACUAGACUUAACGAGUAAUAAAUGGAUGAAUGAAGUUGCAACCCCAUCUCACAUGUGGAAACACUGAUGCACAGAUUCAUCAUCGUUGACUGGCUUCAAUGUAACUUGAUGUGAAGUCUGUUUAUUGUAACAAAUAAAUUGUGUUAUAUGUUCGUCCCAAAGCCAUUUUCUGCACGCACCACAUUCAUCGACACAGUCACUCAUAACAUAGUCAUUCCUAAAUAUUGCCCGCUAAAAUCAGUAAAUCCUUAUUACAAUAUGUCUGAAACUAUUCACUUCAUAUCUUCAACAAAUAAAUCUGUGUUCUUUGUAAACGCCAUGGUCAGAGUCAGUCGACUAAUCGAUUUGCCAAUGUGAUUAAUGAGUAAUCAAAUUCUCAAGUUCUAUUUGUGAACAAACAAUCCACAACACAAGUCAUGUGUUCAUAGGGUUGAUUGAUUUAGGAGUAAUGAUAGAAAAUAUUGCCCAGAAUUGUAUACUUCUCGGUUUCCGAAGACUAAACAGCUGACAUUCAUCUUGAAUAAAUUGUGUUCGUAUGUUUUGCAUGAAGUCCACUUGAUAUUAUUUAUAACGAAUUCAACGAAGGGAAACAUUUGAGAUAACACGGUAUAUGUUUGCUUAAAUUGGAUAUUUUUGUAAGUAGUCAUAUACACUGUCAGACCUAACAGUAACAAGCUCAUCAUCAUUCCCUAAGAAUUCUAAAUAUCAAUAGUCUUUUGUUUGCAGUUCAUAUAAUCAAGAUAACUAAUGUGAUACAUUCCAGUGGGAAGAUAUCUCUCUAUUAUGACGACGUAAGUUCUAAAAUUGAAUUGAAAUAAAAUUUUGUUUCAAGUACUAUAGCUUAAUGCACUCUUUCUUGCGUAUCAUUAAUGUGAAAUGUAUCAAGAUACAUUGAAUACGACAGAAAGGGGUCAACUUUUGUAAUGUGCAAACGGACUAUGUGACACUAUUAUUAUUCAUUUAAUGACACACACUUUAAUGUCCCACUUGCUAAAAACAGUGAAUAAUUAGAAGUGAAGAGUCAUCAAAAGAAACGAUGUUGUCUCUUCGCGACAGAUAAGGACAAACGGUGUACUUUAGAGUACAGCACGGAAACAGUCAUAUUAUGACAGGAUUUAUUUCAUCUUCUGGGGAUAAGAUGUUCGGAAAGUACAUUGCAGAAUAUUUAGAGGGAUUUAGUGUUUGAACUGUUGAUUGUUUCACAUUGUCUAUAUUUUUAAUAUCAGUGUUUGAUACUUCCAAUACUUCCUUUCAGAUCCCCACGGGACAAAAGAAAAUUCUACUGAGCUCUUUGAUUUCAGGUGUAAUUGAGUGUGGAAAAACGUUGGAAGGUAACAAUUACUGCUGGUAUUUUGAUGUAGAGUAACCAUGUCGACAGUUUUCUCUUAACGCAAUAUUACUUUCCAUUCGUACACGGCCAUCUUCAUGUCAACAUAGUAAACUGCCGUUUUCGCUCAAAGUGACCAUUUAUAACUGUAUUACAGUCUACAAUGAUUGGUUGAUUUGAAUGUAAGACAAAUCGAUUGAAGUGCAAUUAAAGUGUUGAGGAUAAUCGUGAGGGAUAAAGUCGAAAUACUUUUCAUAAAAGCACUGUCCAAAAAUUACUGUAUACUGGAUAUGAACCAUGAUGUGUGAAUAUCAUUACAGUAAAAUUAUGGAUAAUUAUUGGAGUAUACUUACACAUACAUUUAACGACGGACUGAUCUAGACAGGGAUAUAUGAACGACAAUAUUUGACAGAUCACAUAUCUACUGAUCUAUUUACUUACUCACUCACACGUUCAUUCACUCACAGAACAAACAGUCCCACUUGAAGUCCUUAGUCAUAUCACUACUCAAUGCAAAAAGAAAUGUUAUUUAUCAAACAGAAACAAAAGAGUGAUGCUUGUAACUGAUAGUUGUUUUAUAAAAUGCUCAAUCUUCAUGACAUAUUGAAGUGAUCAUGUGUUGUCUUAAGAUCAAGCUGAGUUUCAAGAUAAGCGUUUAGUGAAAGCGAUUUGAUGGGAUACAAUGUUUUGUCAUUAAAUGUGGGACAAUGCACUACAUAUUUGGUCAAACGGUAUACACUGAUCGGUUGAAAUAUGUUACUUGGUCUUUUAACAGUAAAUCUCAAUGUUGACUAUGUGUCAUUUGAAAUGUCGAAAGAAUUGUACCGAGUUGAACAUGUUUCUUGAAGAUGUUGCACUGAGAAUGUUUUAAAAUGAAUCAGAAAUUCAAUAUGAUCAUUUUUCAUUUAUGAGUUAAACACUGGCCACUUUCCAUCUCAGUAAUAAUGUUGAGCAUGUUUUGUGAAGAUUUUGUAUGAAAAACACUCUAUCUGUAAUCAGAAAUUUUUAAGUCUUAAUUUUACGGGACAUGAAAUGAUGAAACGAAUUGUUAUUUAAUUCAUGGGAAAUCAAAAUUUUAAGUGUUUUCUUUCAAAAAAUAUAUUUUAGAUGUGAGAAAACCUGAAAUAACAACCCCUGAAGAAUGGAUAAAAAGAAACACGUUAGUGGAGAUUGAACCUAUCAAGAGUAUGUUAAACCUUAUUUUAUGAACAUUGAAUAUUUCCGCACUUGAAUGCAUCACUUCUGUUUCAUCAUAUGAUGAAUUUCAAGUGUAAUUUUAUUUAGCCAUUAAACGAUAUCCAGUAGUGUUUCUCUGUUGACGUUUCCCUUGCUAUUAAUAAUUACACGUCGAUUUGCUGUUGGAUAUUUCAAAUGAUUAAGGACUCAACUUGAACUACUACAGAAGUCUUUACUUUCUUCAAAUUUACAGAUGUGAGAGAACCUGAAAUAACAACUCCUGCAGAAUUGAUGACAAGUGACACGUCAGUGAAUCUUAAACCAAUCGAAGGUAGGUUAAACCUUAUUUAAUCAGCAUUGAAUAGUUUCAUUUCUAAAAUUUCUGCUUUGUCAUGCUUGUUCGAUAAAUCGUAGGUGUAGACAAGUCAUGCGUUCAAAUUGCAAUUUAUCAUAGUCGAUAUAUAUGUACAGUAACAAAAUAACUGACGAUUUACACAAUAUAACAAUGUUUUCUUUCUCAUGAUUAUGUAAAGUGAGUGCCUACAGAGACUUUUCAGUUCACCAUGUGUUAGACUAUUGAAAUAACAUUUCGACUACUGGAAGAAUCACUCGAUACAUUAGUGUUCGGAUCGCAUUCAGUAUUUGUCGAACAAAAUAUUAUUUUCAAUAAUCCAAUGAGUCUGAUGUGCUAACUGACGUUUAACAGACUAGAACGUGGCCACAUAUUUUGAAACCUUCCAUCACAUAAUAGGUUAAUGAAACUGUAUUUGUUAAAGCCACAAUGAUGAUUUGAAAAACAAAGUCACUCUUGCUUUGUCUUCCAUCGAAUCAACAACAUUGAAAAUCAGUUUUCGGUCUGAGAACAGCUGACCUUCAUGCACUCAUUUCGAAAUAGUCAGUGCCAGUGAGCUCACGAAUUGAUUCUGCACUUUACACAUGCAGAAACGGUAUACAAAAUAUAGAUUGAUGAUAAAACUGAUAUCAGUUACACAUUUUGUUAUUCAUGUAUCUUUUGUUUGAUAACUUGAAUUGCCGUCUCCCUAAUUUGUUUCACAGUAAGUUGUUCAAUACACAAUUCCAUUGAAAAAUGCCAAAAUGCGACAACAUCAAGUGUGAAAUGUAUCUGGUAUGAAAAAUCUAAUAUGUGCAUUAACAGCGAUGAUAAUGAUGUUAAAGUAAGUAAUUGUUAAGAUUCAUAGAUUGUUUACAACAUUGUUAUAUUCCACAUUGUACAUCCGAUUACUUGGAAGAAAAUUUUAUGACUACGAAUACGUUUUGAUUUCAUGGUAACAACAAGCAAUGAACAGAAACGUUUUUUAACACAAAUGCAUGGAGUCAUAUUAAUUUUUGAGCUCACUGAGCUUAUAGUGACUUCAGAAAUCCAAUAUGAAAUCGUAUGUCAAUAUGAAUUGCCAUGAAUCACCGAUGAAAUCGGUUUGAGUGAUGAAGCGUAUUCCAUUGGAAAUUGUAUAUUAUGUUUGGAUAAUUAGUGAAAUUUUGUAGACUCUCGUUAUUAAAGUGUAGAACAAAGGAAUCAGUGAAAUUCACAAUGACGAAAAAUUUCGGAAAACCACUGUAUAAACUGAACCUUAUUCGGUGAAUAUUUGAUAUUUAGUAUUAAUGCUACUGUUUCGUUUCUCUUUCAGAACACCACCUCCGAAAUAACUGAACACAAUAAUCAUAAUAACACAUCUCGUUACUUGUAUAUCGUGAUACCAGUAGUCGUCGUCGUCGUCGCUUUCGGGGUCAUCUGCAUCGGAUUUGCCAUUCGGAUGUAUAAAAGAAAGAAGAGUAAUCUAUGAUUAACUGAAACGUCUUCUAGUUUGUUAUUAUUAUUUUGAUCGAAUUGUUUUAUUCUGUAUUUCAUUCGAAAACUUUACAUUUUAUUAACCAUUUCAAUUAUUUAAACAAGUUUUAUACAAUUUUAUGUUUGUUCACGUAUCGACUGAAGUAAUUCGGUUGAUUAAAUAACUGAAAUCGUUUUCAAUUAUUUAUGUGACGUUUUGUCUUUUUCAUUUAAUAAAAAGCUGAAUUAU
Molecule: messenger RNA, 6347 nt
Organism: Schistosoma margrebowiei
Lineage: Eukaryota; Metazoa; Platyhelminthes; Trematoda; Strigeidida; Schistosomatidae
Source: the annotation of a GenBank genome assembly